UAUUAAACUUAGAAAUCUCUGAAAUUAUCCCAAAACAAAAUAACCGAAAUCUUCAUCACAAAUGCCGGCCAAGUAAAAAAGAUACAAAUCACACGGGCGCUUUCCUCGAGAAAGAUGAAUUCCAGGCAUGGGCAAUCCCAUAGAUAGUGACUUAUAAAAUCGAUUUCACGUAAAUCUGAAACAGAACAAAUUAAAUUUGCCGUCUCACAUUUCCGUUUUCCCUUACCUGUUCACACUAACCAGUUGAUCAAAUCGGUAGAGUGUUGAGAAGCAUGGAGCUCAAGCCAGGCCUAUCAGCGUUGGUCACCGGCGGUGCCUCCGGAAUUGGUAAGGCACUAUGUUUGGCUCUUGCCAAGAAGGGAGUUUUUGUUACAAUUGUUGAUUUCUCAGAAGAGAAAGGCAAAGAAGUUGCAGGCCUUGCUGAGAAAGAGUGCGCUGAGUUCCAUUCUGGAUUGGAAUUUCCAGUUGUUAUGUUCAUCAGAUGUGAUGUCUCUAAUACAGGAGAACUAAAAGCUGCUUUUGAGAAGCAUUUUGUAACAUAUGGAGGACUAGAUAUCUGUAUUAACAGUGCAGGCAUCGGUGAUAUUGUUCCAUUCCACAACGAUCGAACUGAUGGGUCUAAAAGCUGGAGACAUGUAGUUAAUGUGAACCUCGUCGCAGUUAUAGAUUGCACUCGUCUUGCGAUUCAAGCCAUGCAAACUGACCAAAAGCCAGGUGUAAUAAUAAAUUUAGGCUCUUCUUCAGGACUCUAUCCGAUGUAUACAGGCCCUAUCUAUUCUGCCACCAAAGGGGGUGUUGUCAUGUUUACGAGAUCACUUGCUCGUUUUAAGCACCAAGGAAUCCGCAUCAAUGUGCUCUGCCCUGAGUAUGUCCAAACUGAUUUGGCAGAAAAGGCUGUCGGUUCAUAUGUUGAUCGAUUUGGAGGGUAUGUUCCUAUGGAACUUGUGGUGGAAGGUGCUUUUGAACUAAUCAGAGAUGAGAGUAAAGCAGGGUCAUGUCUUUGGAUUACUAACAGAAGGGGUCUGGAGUAUUGGCCAACUCCUGCUGAAGAAGCAAAAUACCUCCUCCGCUCUUCGAAAACACGCAAAAAAUCAUUGGUCACAGUUCCAAUGGAUCUUCAGAUUCCUCACAGUUUUGAAAAAGUAGUCGUUCACACGUUGAGUCACAAUUUCCGUAGUGCUACCAGAAUUGUGCGCACUGAAUUGAGGUUGCCUCUCAAGGCAGAUCAUGUUCUAUUAAAAGUCAUCUAUGCUGGUGUUAAUGCUAGUGAUGUCAACUUCAGCUCAGGGCGGUAUUUCAGUGGAAAUGGCAAAGACAUCACCUCCCUCCUUCCACUGGAUUCUGGCUUCGAGGCUGUGGGAAUAAUUGCUGCAAUUGGUGAUGCUGUUAGAAAUUUAAAGAUUGGUAUGCCUGCUGCCAUAAUGACUUUUGGCGGUUAUGCUGAAUUUGUCAUGGUCCCUUCCAAACACAUCCUUCCUGUAGCAAAACCAGAUCCAGAAGUACUUGCAAUGCUUACCUCUGGACUCACCGCAUCAAUUGCUUUGGAAAAGGCUGCUCAAAUGGAAUCGGGAAAAGUUGUCCUCGUGACUGCUGCUGCAGGAGCAACAGGGCAAUUUGCAGUGCAGCUCGCAAAAUUAGCUGGAAACACAGUAAUUGCAACUUGUGGAGGUUAUGUAAAGGCUAAGCUUCUUAAGGAUUUGGGAGUCGAUCGAGCCAUUGACUACAAAGUGGAAGAUAUAAAAUCUGUUUUAAAGAAGGAGUUCCCUAAAGGUACUGAUAUUGUCUACGAGUCCGUUGGUGGUGAGAUGUUUGACAUUUGCUUGAAUGCAUUGGCUGUCUAUGGACGACUUGUUGUCAUUGGAAUGAUUUCUCAGUAUCAAGGAGAACAUGGGUGGAAACCUCGGAAUUACACUGGAAUUUGUGAAAAGCUUCUAGCGAAAAGUCAAACGGUGGCUGGGUUUUUCCUGAUACAAUAUGCUCACCUAUGGCAAGAGCAUUUGGAUAGACUGGUUAAUCUUUUCUCUUCUGGAAAGCUUAAGAUUGGUAUAGAUCCCAAACAAUUUGUUGGCCUACAUUCAGUUGCCGAUGCUGUUGAGUACCUUCAUUCUGGUGAAAGUGCUGGAAAGGUUGUCGUUUGCGUUGACCCGACAUACGCUCAACAACCUGCAAAACUCUAAGUAGACAAGGAAAACAACUAUAUCCGGAUCCAAGGAGAAUUCAAGAUGCAAUAAUCACUUCUGAAAGUAUAUGGUAGCCUUGUUGUGCAAGGUGCACUGUACAAUGACAAAUAUGGAAUUGCAUUCGUUUUGUAAAACAGUUCUCAAACUUGUUAUAAGGUGUCAAGUAUUUAUUUUCAACCUAUUUGCGUA
Messenger RNA from Solanum tuberosum (potato), 2369 nucleotides. Its product is annotated as probable quinone oxidoreductase. Bases 273 to 2177 code for a protein of 634 amino acids. Gene Ontology annotation, cellular component: mitochondrion. NCBI's taxonomy places the organism in Eukaryota, Viridiplantae, Streptophyta, Magnoliopsida, Solanales, Solanaceae. The record is from RefSeq and is a predicted model, not a curated record. Gene Ontology annotation, molecular function: oxidoreductase activity. The transcript has 18 exons.